UAAAUAACGCAAACAGGUAAUAAUGCACCUAAACAUUUAAAGAGGAUUUUCUUUGUAUUUUUGGUUUUCAAUAGUUGUUUGUUUUAUCCCCAAAUUAUUAUUUUAUUUAUCUAUAUUUUAAUAUAAUUGGUGAUAUGAAGUGUUAUUACGAAACUCAAAAAAUUGUUGGCUGGAAGGCUUAAAUAAAAUUUAGGCAAUGAGUAUAAAUUAGGUUCGAAUCUCGCAUAUCCUCAGUAAAUAAAUGAAUAUUAGCAAAUAUUUCUUACUCCAUCACACAAUUACAAGGGCUUAGAAAUUGCAUUGAAUUCACUGUAAUCAAGCUGGUCAGUGUACAAUUUAUACCUAUUCACGGGUGAUAAAAUUCCUUUUGUAGUGUAUUUUUUGUGUUCAACAUUUAUGGUAGUAUUAUUCUGAGAGAAAAAAGGUUUCUAGACUUUGUAAAGGGAAAUAACUAAUUACACAAAUACUGGAUCUAUACAGAGCAAGGUCUUUAAUUGUUUUUUUUAAUGGUCCAGUAAAUUCUGGGUAAAUCUGUAUUGUACGGAUUAGCGCCAAAAAAAAUCGUACAAAUAUGAAAUAACUUUCAUUAUAUGCUCUUUUAUGUCCUCUUUUCAAAACCGCCUGCGGAGAUUAAAAAUUCCAAUUACUUUUGGAGAUAUCGCCGUUCUUAUUUUGCAAUACAAGCCCUAUGUAAUCAUUCAACAGGCGCCAUUUUAUAUUUUGCCGUGUGUGCGUGAAUGCAUAAAUAACAGAAAUUUUCCAUUAGGUAAGGUUAGUUACAUGAUAAAUACUUCAAAAUAAACGGAAAUUAAAAAUAAUAUCAAUUAAUUUUACUUGUAUAGUUUUAAGUAUUUAUAAUGUAACUGACUUGACCUAACUAAACGGGACAAAGGUAGAUUAGGUCAGGUCAGCUACAGUAUAAAUACUUUGAAACUGAACGGACAUUAAAAAUAAUAAAAAUUAAUUUUAAUGGUUGUUUAGUUUUAAAGUAUUUAUAAUGUAGCUGACCUGACCUAACAAACCGGGAAAAAGGAUGAACAGUAGGAACUCACGUAAUUUUCUUUUUACGUGAUGUAGUCGUUCAACUACGUCGCGAAAAAAAAAAAUAUCAUACUUGUAAACAAGCAACAAUGGGAACGCGGGAAGCCUACGAUUCACUCAUCCUUCUGGACAUACCCGAAUACUCACGUUGGCAAGCCUUCUUUCAACAGACGAGAGGCGAACGCCCGAUCGUGCAUCUUCGGUUUUUCUUUUUUGUUUAUUGUAAAUAAAUAUGCAACUCAUGAAAACUAAUGGUCAAUUAGGUAUUGUUAGCUAUAUUAUAAAUACUUGAAAACAUUGUGGAUGGUUGAUUUGGUUAGGAUAGCUACAUUAAAAAUACUGUGAAAUCAUGUUAACGGUUUCCUAGCGCUGGAUAGCUACAUAUUAAAAAGUUAUUUGCUAAGCAACCAUAAAAUGAUUUUACAGUUAUUUUAAUGUAGCUAUACUUACCUAAUAUAACCAACCAUCCACAGUGUUUUAAAGUAUUUUUAAUUACUUCUUGCUAAUUUUAAGAAAAGAAGUCUUGCCAACGUGAGUAUUCGGGUAUGUCCAGAAGGAUGUGUGAAUCGUAGGCUUCCCGCUGAACUCCGCAUCAGUGCACAUCACGAAAAUUAAAAAAUUCCAUAUCUCCUAAAGUAUUUGGAAUUUCUGAUCUCCGCCGGGUUUAAUGAAAAGAGGAAGUUAAAGAGCACAGAAUAAAGAUACAUAUUCUGAAGAUUGGGAAUUUUUUCCUUAAUAUCAAUGAAGUGUGUGUGUGAAUUUUAAUAACCCCAAAUUCAUUACUUUAGUUCUUUGUCUUAAACUAUUCUUUCCUAAUGAUAUAAAUUCAGUAUGCAAAGUACAAAGAAGAAACGCUGUACUUCAACAGAAAAUGUGUCUAGUUCUAACUCUUAUAGUCUGCGAAAAUAUACACCACAUGCAGUGAAAAUGGAAAGUGUAAAAAAAACAAGCCAGACAAAAGAUGAUAUAAAUUCGCAUUUGGAUGCACUGUUGAAAAAUUCUUCAGUAUCAGAUCGUAAGCAAAAACUAGGAAAACCUUCUCCUUUGGCUGAAAAAUUUAUUACAGGUGUCAAACAAAGGAAUACAGUUCCAAAGCAAAAGAAAGCAAGUACAUCUCUGAACUGCCAUCUGAGUUGCCCAAGUAGCAAACAGGAAGACUGUAAAAGUAUCUCUAGAACCAUCUCUCUAAGUAAGAGUAGUGAGGACAAGGAAAAUGUAUUGCCUUCGGUAAAAUUAUUGCAGACACGUUCAAGUACCAAAAAAUUGAUUUCAAAGCAACAACCUUUGCCUGCAAAAGACAAACAGAAUGUUCCUUGUUAUGAAAAGGAUGUCCUCUGUGGAUCUGAUUCAGUUUUAAAAUUAGAAACUCAUGUAGGUAGAAAUCCAUCACGCAGACUAAUGUUUCAGGAAAAUUUUGCUUCUGUGUCCAAGGAAGGUGUGUACGACUUUGACGAGGAUGAUGUGUCGUCAAAGUCUCAGCGAAAAAAUAAUAAACGAAAGAAACAGUUGGAUUUGUCUGACGAAGAGUACUUACCAUCAAAAACUAAGCGUAUGUGUAAACCUCAUGUAUCACUAUCUUCAAAGAACUUGGAGGGCAGUAAUUGUAGCAACUGCCCUAGAAGAAGAAAAAAGAAUACUGGCAGAAAAACCAAACCAGAAAAUUCACUUCUUACAGAAAAGCACGCAACAAAUAAUUAUUCUAUAUCAGUAGACCUACAGGAAACAUUAGUAAAUCGUACCGUUAGUUCAGAUCUUAAAGUAAAUCACAUAAAUGAUGAGAAACUACAUUUAAAACCAGUUGUUGUUCUCAAGAGACUUUCUCUCUCCAUUCACAAGAAUAACUAUACUUCAUCAGUAGGAGCAACUAAACAUAUCACUUUAUCAGACAUAGGCAACAUUGAGAACAUUGUUACCUGUAAAACAACUGGUUAUAUCAGCCCAAAGUCUUAUGUUGAAAGGAACUGCAGCAUUGAUAAUUCAUUCCUUUCACAUCCAAGAACUUUAUUAGAUGAUGAAAUGGCUUGUUUGAACAAUGCUGAAGAUUCUCCCGAUAACUUUAAGGGUUUCACACCUUGCAGAAAAUUGUGCAUCAGCCAUACAUCUCAACGCAAUUUGAAAGUGUUUAGCACUGGAAAUAAGGAAUCGAUUCAAUCAAAAGACUUGACAGUAUUUCAGAAUAACAUUGGUCACAAUGUUGCUGAAGCUGUAAUUGUGAAAAACUUGAAUCUUUUACCUGAAACAAACAUUUCUAGGGAUUGUUGUAAACAUGCCACAGAUUUACCUAUGGCAAGCAUGUCAGAACAACCAGGAAGCUCAAAAGUUAAAGAAAUUUAUAUUGUUCAACAUUCUGUCAGUGUGACAUGUUUGAAAGAGGUUUGCAAUGGUAAUAGUAAGUUAGAUUUGAAACCAGUUGUUGAUCUCAGGAGUUUGGCUCAUAAAACAUGCAGCAGUGACCACAAAUCACCAGACAAAGGAACUGCAUGUAAAAGCAACUCUGUCUUUGACACCAGCAACAAGGAGAACAUUCCAACCAAUGAACACAAGUCCACGUCAAAGACUCGGCAUAGUAGGAAAUUGUGGAGACCAACGGCGUACGUUAGUCCAAAAGCUUACACUGAAAGGAACAGCAGUUUUGAAGAUUCUUUUUAUUCACCGUUGAGAAUUUCAAUGGAAAACAACAUUGCUGAUCAUAAGAAAAAGGAAGAUGCAUCAUCACAUGUUUUUACUCAGGAUGAAGAGUUGUGUGAGAAUCUGAAAGAUGUCAGUUCCAGAUCACAUUCUAAAUGUUUUUUGGAAUCGGAUAGACUAGCUUUCCAAAAAACUGAUAAUGGACUAAGCAUUUCUGAUAUUAAUUCAGAAAGUGCCAACGCAAUUGGUCGUAUCUUGGUACCCAAGGAGGAUGUCUGCAUAUCAGUCACUAAUGGAGGUGUAAACACAAUUUGUGCAGAUAUUUCGGAUAAAAACUCACUGCUGUGUGAAAAACGGGGAAGGCUUCCUGCAGUGCAUAGUAGUAAUGUCAGUGGUGGUAAUAUAUCAAACAAUGCAGCAGUUAUUGUGGAUCAUAGUGAGCACACUAAUUCUGAGAAUUCUUUUUCAAAAACUCAUUCCAUUUCUGUGAAUAGUGUUAAUGAUGUUAGCUUCACGAACAAGAAUGGACGCAGGAUUGAAAUAAGGGCUAGUCGUGGGAUGUGUCCGAACUUUGCUGACACAGACCUGUUAGGCAAGUGCAACUCUGACAAUUACUUUGGUUUCGACCAUGAGGAACCCGAAGAGGAGUUGCUGUCGCCAAUAAAAGUACCGACGUGUGCCCAGCCAUCGCAGCUGAGCAUCGCGACGAGUUCAACUCCGGACCACGGUACGUCCACUGCGAAGUCGAGCUUCAAGCCAUGGAGACCGCCAGUGAACCGUGUGGCCAGCAGGCCGCGCAAGCAGGUGCAGGCGACCAUGCACUCGUUUCUCUCCAAGUCUGCCCCACAGUUCCUCUCUAAGACUGCCCUGGCAGCAAAGCAUGAUGCGCAUGCUGUCAUAGAGCCAGAGACUGCAACGAGCACUUCCCUUCACCACACAACCACCGCUGCUCAGGAAGUCACAACAGCAGAGUCAACGCCGACAAUCUACGACGUGUAUCUUGAACUGCCAGAUUCAAGUGACAGCAGACAACCUUCUAGAAGAGUUUACACUCAUCCAAGAAAAUGCAAUCUCGAUAGCUUGCAAGAAGAGCAAAUGACAGACAAUAAAUGGGAAAGUAUGAGAAGAAAGAUUACUAAGAAGAGAGAAGAAAAUAAUUUGGAUGUUGAAGGUGAAAAUCUAAGCAGGAAGGCUACUAAGAAGAGAUCAAAGAAAGAAGUUAAAGCAGAUGGAGAAAUGCGAAAAUUCCUGUCAGAAAUCAACAAUGAAUUCAAAGAAAUUGAAAACUUUGAACUUUGUGUGGAGUGAAUUUUGACGUGUGCUCUUCUGCUAAGGUCCAUUACCGAUACACUGACAGAAGGAAACUACUGUCGUAAAAGCAAAGUAGCAGUUUCAUCAUAUCCAGAUGGUAAUGACUUUCGUGAGUACAGCACAAAAGUGUGUAAACGUAAUUACUCACACUUUAAAAUGUGGUAUUUGUAACUUUGCCUACAGGGUUUGUGUUUAAGUUAUCAGAACCAAAUAUUAUUUUCUUUUGUGAACUUUAUCAAGAAUCAAAUUAGUUCUAAAAAUAUUUUUAUACAAAUUUUUAUUGUAAUUUACAUUGUAUUUACAUUGUAAUGUUAAUAUGUACAGUUAUUAGUACUGUUGCAGAAUCUGCAACAGUACAAUAUGCUUGGUAAUUUUUUUUACUUAUGUAUUUUUUACAGAUAUAUGUUUACUAUAAUACUUGUAUGGAUUCAUUUUGAAGAUUUUAAUGUAAUGUUUUUUAACUACAGAACUUUUAACUUAUUUUAAGUACUUUUUAAAUUAAAUUAAUAUUAAUGGUAUGAGUGGUACAAUUUUAAUCAGCAUGUUAUAUUAUUUUAAACUGCAACAUAGCAUUUUGAUUGUAAAUAUUUCUUCUGUGUAAAAAGCUGACACUAGGUAGGUUAUUAAAGCUGUUAAUGAAA
Messenger RNA from Bacillus rossius redtenbacheri, 5621 nucleotides. RefSeq lists its product as uncharacterized. The record is from RefSeq and is a predicted model, not a curated record. The transcript is spliced from 4 exons. Bases 1873 to 4977 code for a protein of 1034 amino acids. NCBI's taxonomy places the organism in Eukaryota, Metazoa, Arthropoda, Insecta, Phasmatodea, Bacillidae.